Alternaria alternata is the source of this 585-nucleotide messenger RNA. RefSeq lists its product as hypothetical. The transcript has 4 exons. Lineage: Eukaryota; Fungi; Ascomycota; Dothideomycetes; Pleosporales; Pleosporaceae. The coding region runs from base 105 to 425 and encodes 106 amino acids. The record is from RefSeq and is a predicted model, not a curated record.
UAUGCUAUAAAUUAUAGAGUACCCGUCACAUAGGCCGUUUCAGGGACAUCUCCACGCGUCGAGCCAGACACAUGGUCACACUCAUCAUGUAGUACUAUAACGAUAUGUGCACCGCCAUGGUGAUGACGGCGUUGUGCCACGCAGCGACUCUUGGUCAAUGCAGCCCUCAGCAUCAAUACGACAUCAAGACCAUGCGAUGCAACCACGACCUUGGUCCAGCAGCCUCUAUCGACGUACUUUGUGAGAUGUGUUGUUUUCUAAACGUUACCACCACCCAUGUCAUUGCACACUUCCAAGGUUUCAGCACGAUAACAGUUUCAUUGCAUGUAUCGUAUGCUGUGGAACUUUGCAAGCCUGUACCGUUCAGCACUUGGAGCAAAGUGCGCAAUAUGAGCAUGGGUUGGCUUUAUCUCCAUCAGACCUGAGCAAGUGACAGCCUUCCAAGGCAGCACCACACGAAAGGUCUGUAUCUCGAUACAUGGUCUCUCGCUCGGCGCCGCAGUUCUCUCGCUUUAGUGUAUAUAGUGAAUAUAUGGCUGCUUUUAACGCAUCAACAUAGAUCGCAUGUUUCCUGUCUUCGAGAGA